GGAGCCGUGGUGAAUGGAGUGGAGGGAGGGGGGGAAUCGGGCGACGAGGGACAGGAAGUGGAGGAGGGGGAGGUUGAUGGAGAGGAAGGGGAAGAGGAAGUGGAAGGGGAAGAGAGGAGGGAUGAGGAAGCAGGGAUGGAGGAAGAGGGGAGGGAGGAAGGGGGGGGGGGGGUGAGGAAGAGAGGAGGGAUGAGGAAGCAGGGACGGAGGAAGAGGGGAGGGAGGAACGAGGGAGGGAUGAGGAAGAGAGGAGGGAUGUGGAAGAGGGGAGUCGUGACGAAGACGGGGUAAAUAAGGAAGACUGGGAGCUGUCAGAGGA
Molecule: messenger RNA, 319 nt
Organism: Closterium sp. NIES-67
Lineage: Eukaryota; Viridiplantae; Streptophyta; Zygnematophyceae; Desmidiales; Closteriaceae
Source: the annotation of a GenBank genome assembly